Entamoeba dispar SAW760 is the source of this 3069-nucleotide messenger RNA. RefSeq lists its product as uncharacterized. The record is from RefSeq and is a predicted model, not a curated record. Bases 1 to 3069 code for a protein of 1022 amino acids. Gene Ontology annotation, biological process: positive regulation of Ras protein signal transduction; positive regulation of TORC2 signaling. Lineage: Eukaryota; Evosea; Mastigamoebida; Endamoebidae. The transcript has a single exon.
AUGUCAUCAACACAAACACCAGGAGAACUUGAAACAAUUAGAAAAUAUAUAACACCAAGUUUGAAAGAAUACAAAGGGUUUUCAGUUCCUGAUAUCCAACAAUCAACACCAAGUAAUAACAAAAACAAACCACACAUCAUAACACCAAGUGGGGAAAUCGUUGAUAUAAAUUACAUUGUUAAUGCUAAAAAUGUACCACACAACUUAUCAGCUAUUCCAUCUCGACCACAACCUGAUAAUUAUCCUACAUUUGAAGAAUAUGAAGCUGCUUGGGUAGAAUGGAAAAAUAAAACAGAAGCCUUUGCGUCAUAUUACAGAUUACCAAAACCUAUUGGAUCAGAACUUUAUAUCCCAUCUACAAGUAACCUCCCAUUAACUAAAGACCCAUGGGAUUCAAUUCUUAUUCCACCAGAGCCAAGUGUUGUAGAUUUCGAUUCAUAUGAAUCAUAUAGAAGUGCUGUUGAACGAUGGAUCAAAGAAGUUUCAAGUGCAGGAUUUCUCCCACCACAUGCAUCAGAAAUUGAAGCAGCGUUAAUGGUAAAGAUGUCAACAGAAAGAAAAUCAGAUGUAGCACAACUAACAGAAAUUAUGUCAGCUGAGUAUGAAGGUUUUCAUGAAGACCAAUUAUUCUCACAAACAACAGAUUGUUUCCAUAUUUCUAAUUGUGCUAGACAACCAGUUCGUAAGAGCUUUAUUGAUAAUUCUAAAUUUAAAGAUGAGUUAAGAGGUGCAUUAGCAUUAUCUAAAUUAGAAAAUAUUUUUGUUGUUCCUGAGAAACAAUUUAAUGAACCUCAAGAUGUUCUUGUUGCACAAGCAGUUGGUAUUUCAUUAAUGAAUAUCCUUACAAGAAAAACUCAAAAUAAAGAGGAAAAAACAGCUAAAGAUGAAUUACUUUUUAAAGCAAACAAGGCUUCUUCUAUAUUUGAUGUCAUUGUUGAAGCAGCUAGAUUAAGUGAAAAGAAUCCUAAUAAAUGUUCAUUAAAGAAAGAUGAAAAUAUUACUAUUGCUAUUAAUACAGUGAAAAAUGAAAGACCUGCAUUUAAUGCAAUGUAUAAAUUGUUAUUCUUCCCAAUGAGUAUUAAUGACUUUAAUGCAGUGUUAGACACAAGUAUAGAAGGAAGAACUAUUAGAGAUAUAUUUAAAGAAUGUUUAAAUUCACCAAAUAUUAUUUGGUUCUUUAAAUUUUCAUUACAAACUAUUUGUCCAUUUACUCUUGCUAAAUUAGCUUCAUUUGGUAAAGAAGUACUUCUUCAUUAUGGUAAAACUCCUAUUGCACAAUUUAUUAUUGGAAAUAAAGAACUUUCAAUGAAUGAAAAACUUGAAACAUUAUAUGCCGCUUCAAGACUUGUUACAUAUGGAAGUUAUGAUGUUUUUGAAUUACAUUUUGAUUUAAUAGAACAAAUGAAACAACUUAUCCCAUGUGGAGAUACAAUUGAAAUGAUUCAUAUGACAUAUUAUCUUUCUCUUAUUGCAAAUAGUACAUCUAAAGAAUCUAAUUUAAAAGACCUUGUUAAAAGUAGUGUUACAAUGUUGUCACAAAAAGACGGUGAUAUAUUAAAAUUAUUUAGUGAUAUUCCUGAAGCAAUGAAAGUACCAGAAAUUGCACCAUUAGCUAUGUUCUGUUUACAACAAAUAAUUGGAAUGGGAGAUGUACAAGUAAUGAGAUAUUUACAAACAUUAAAACGAUUUACUACAACAGAUGUUAUUCAAAGAAUUAUCAAAACAGAGUUUUAUUAUUCUAGUUAUUGUGCUCAUUUAGUUCUUCAAAAAAUUAUGUGUACAAAAGAUUGUCGUUGUCAAUUACUUGAACAACUUACUUCUCGUGAUUCUCUAUCUUCAUUUAAAUUAAUGAUAAAUUCAAGAACCCCUGAUGAGUUCAUUCAAAUGAUUUGUCAAGUAGUAAGAUUUGCAAUUAAAGAAUGCGCAAGAAUUACAAGUAAUGAUGCUUUUUGGAAAGGGUUUACUGGUGAUUAUUUCUUUGCAGACAUUUGUUUACCAAUGUUAAAAGAAGCUGUAGAUACUGAUAAUGAAAUAUUUAUGAAAGAAAUAAUUGGUGUUAUUAAAACAUUAUUAAAACAAAGUCUUCUUAAUGAUAAACUUGGAAGUAAUUGUACUGGCACAUCUGAUAAAUUUGAGUCACUUGAAGUAUCAUCUGGAAGUCUUGAUAACAUUAUACAAAUUGUUAACAAAAUAGUAACUGAUCCAACUAUGAAAAAGUAUCAUAAUAAAACAUUAUUUGCACAUUUGAUUGAUUGCCUUAAAUAUAUUUAUUCUGUUCAAGAACAAUGUGAAUUAAUUUCAGAUAAUAAACGAUUAUUUGUCAAUGUAGCUAUUUCUUCUUCUGUUCGUGAUAUGAAAGAAAAAAUAGAACCAAAAUUAUUAAAUUCAAUUUUAGAUAUGUAUGCUACUAUUUUAAGAGUACUUGGACAACAUCCACCAAAAGAACCUACUCCAAAUCAACCAUUAACUAGUGAGGAAAUAGCUAAACAAGGACAAAUGCAAGAUUUCUUUGAUAAAUUAUUUACUGCAGUUAUUAGAAUGAAAAGUAAAUCAAGUAAUACUAAUAAAUUAUGGAAUUAUGUAAGUUUCUAUGCUAAAGAAGCUAGUGUUUAUCAUUGUAAAAUUGUAUUACGUUUUGUUUUUAAUUUAAUUCAAAUUGCAUUUACUUCACAACAUAAAUUACUUACUGAUAAUAUUAAACGAUUCUUAGCUGAAACUAUGUUUGAAGAAACUACUGCACUUAAAAUGUUAAUGCAACAACUUGGUAAUACUGAUAUUACUGCAAGAGAUAUUAUGUCAUACAAGAAAGGAUAUAAUUGUAUUUCUUAUCCAAGUGUUAUGAAUGUAGCUGGAAUCAUUUCUGUUUAUCAAAUUAAUAAAAAAUUAGUAAAGAAAUUAGGAGAAGGAAAAAAUCAAUACUUAGACGUUGUUGCAGAAACAGGAAAGAAAGCUAUUGAUUCUAAAUCAUUAAUUCUUUCUAUUGAAGAAACAAACAAAAUUAGAAAAUUAUUUGUUUGUGAUAAUGGUAAAAGAAUUGAUUCAUUCAUUGAAACAACACAAAAAGAAUAA